Branchiostoma floridae (Florida lancelet) is the source of this 2114-nucleotide messenger RNA. Its product is annotated as perivitellin-2 31 kDa subunit-like. The transcript is spliced from 8 exons. The coding region runs from base 207 to 1172 and encodes 321 amino acids. The record is from RefSeq and is a predicted model, not a curated record. NCBI's taxonomy places the organism in Eukaryota, Metazoa, Chordata, Leptocardii, Amphioxiformes, Branchiostomatidae.
AGCGACAUGUUAAACUAUACCUGAAUGACGUCGUUACCGUUCUCGUGUACGUGUUAAAACAUCAUUUGGAAAUUUCAUUACCAUAACAUGUAUAUAAAGACUGCAAGAAGACCGGACUGUCAGAUAGAAGCAAGUUCUCCUACCACACGCACGGGGAAAAUUCUGUGGACAAAGGUCCUUCUGAAAACAUCUGUAUUGCAGUCAACAUGGGGAACUUGCAUGCGGUGAAAGCCGUUGUUCUGCUGUGUGUUGUGACGCUAUGGUUCGGUGAGGAGGCGGUCGGAAUGACCUCUCAGGAAGCUGCCCAGAUAAACAGCCUGCUAGAACAAGCGGUGGCGAAGGUUCAACACCUGAAUGCAAGGGUUGUUAACAACCAGGACUUGUUCGUCGCAGUAGUGCAGUCGGCACCGAGAUGGAAGCCUAUUGACGGUUCGAUGAAGUACGUGUCGGUUGGGUCCAAUGGAGUCUGGGGAGUGGAUCACAACAACGCCAUCUUUUAUCGCUCGGGAACGUUCGAGAAUGAAGCGUCUUCGGGCACCGACUGGGUGAACGUCGAGGGACAGUUGAAGCAGGUCGCGUCGGGAUACGCUGUCUGGGGCAUUGGAACCACUAACCUGAUCUACACGAGACUUGGUACAAGUGCCAGAAACCCAACUGGAACAGCCUGGGAGCAAAUUGCCGGAGGUCUGAAACAGAUAGACGUCAGCUCUACCGCAUAUUCCGUCUGGGGCGUCAAUCGUCAUGACUACAUCUACCGACGGGUGGGGAUCACAGCAGAUACACCUGCAGGUACCCACUGGCAAAACAUUGCGGGCCGUCUGAAGUUCGUGUCGACUGGGUCCGCGGGUGUGUGGGGGGCGAAUGUGCACAACCAGGUGUUCUACCGCACGGGGACGUACGGCAACGAGGCUUCUGCAGGCAUCGGCUGGGACUACAUCAGGGGGCAGCUCCUGAAACAGGUGUCGUCAGGAGACAACGUUGUCUGGGGAGUGGACACCAACAAUAAGGUCUACAUCAGGGAAGGAAUAAGUCCCAGCACGCCUACUGGAACCGAAUGGCGCCAGUUGCCAGAGAAGAUGGAGCAAGUAGAGGCAAACCCGAGAUUCCAGCUGGCAUGGGGCGUCAACUCAACCGACGUUUUCCAGCGUGUAGCCGGAGUGCCACUUACGUGAGCACCCGUCGCCAUGCGGCGUGAUACGCCUGUUGAGGACACCGCAAACCGCCGCUAAGCUGUGCUGUGACUUUGAAGUGGUGACAGUGAUGGCCAUUGUUUGUCUGGCAUGUUUUUUUCUAAUUCUUACACAGUAUGCUGAUCUUAUGUUUUGUAUUAAGACGUCCGGAUCAGCUUGCUCGUUUGCUUAUUCUUUUUUAUUAUGACUAGCGCCACGUUUACUAUGUUUGAAGGUCGCAUCUAUCUCAAUGCAAGUACAAAAGGCGUCACUUGUUCUUCUCGGUGUUCAUAUAUACGUAAAACUACUUUGGCUUUCAAGAAGUGUGUGUGUGUGUGUGUGUGUGUGUGUGUGUGUGUGUGUGUGUGUGUGUGUGUGUGUGUGUGUGUGUGCAUAUAUACCGUUCAUCAAGCAAACGUUAAGUGAGGGCUACACCCAAAGUUGUACAUACAUUGCAUUACAAACGAACAUUAAUGUAUUAAUCACAUACUUUUUAUUAAUCAUAUACUAUAGACUCAUAGCAAACACCUCUAUGGAACUGGAACGUAGAUAUCAUGUUACAUCUAUAAGACGUUCACCACUUGGCCGUGAAAGACUUUCAUCUAUUUGUACGACAAUGAGAAGAUUUGUGAGAUCAUCUUGUUCUUAUCCAGUAAAUGGUUGCAAAUGGCUCGUGGAUGGAGUUUGGAGAAUUCUUGUGAAAUGUGAAUGAUAUGUUAGUUAUUCUUUAGACCAGCAGAUGUUAACGAGAGAGUGAGCGGAAUAAACGGAACUCAUACUUUCGCCAAAAAGCAAAUCUGCAUGCACCUUGUUCAAUGCUGCUGUUGGCGAGAGGUCUUUCAGACAAUACAUACCCAGAAUAACUCAAAGUAAAACUCUUGUCAUCAAUGCGGUCUGUCCUUAUAACCCUUAAAUUUGCAAAAGUUUGUCAGCUGUCAGAUGCAC